UUUAUUAUCACAACACAUUACCAUGUUUAUAUUUUCAUAUUGUCAUAGGAUGAAAUAACAGCUUUACAUUUUGCUGUUAUGGAUGGACAUAUUGAUUUAACAAAAUGGUUAAUAGAUCAAGGAUGCAGUCCUUGGGUGAAAACAAAUGAGGGCCAGACUCCUUAUGAUAUGGUAACAAUAGAAAUAUAUGACUCUGAAGAGAAAAAAAGGAAGAAGAAAGAAUUGAUGGACUUCCUAAAGACUGUCAUGUCAAAGACAUCCCCAGAAGUAACUCCUGACACCCAAUCACGGGAACCUGCAGCCCCAGUAGUUGAAGAUUUCAUCGAGAAAGGGAAACAGUCUGCCAUGUUAAAUCGUUUACUAGGGAAGGGCAGCUAUGAAUCAUUUGAUAUGAGAUGCAUGGUGACCGGCCAGUUUUCAGUUGGAAAGUCGACUCUUGUGAAGCUGUUAGCUGGGGAUGUCAUACCAGAAGGGCGACAUCCAACUGAUGGAAUUUCUCUCGUUGAAGGUCGCUGUGGUCUUGAUAUUGAGACAAAAAAUUGGAUUCUUAUUGAUCCAGAGGCUUAUAAUGCACUGGAUGUUGUGUACAAUAAGGUGUUAAUGACCUCUCUGGAAGAGGAGGAAAGUGAAUUAACCGAAAAGUUCGACCAGGCUUCAGAUACAAGCCCAACUGGUUAUGCCAAAGCCACACUUUCAUCUUUGCCCUCAAAACAGUCUGCAGCAGCACAAUCUCUACCACCUCAGAAAUCCUCCAAUGCGCCUCUCACGGUAAAACAGAUGAAAGAGAAAAUGAAAAGCAGAAUGACUAAAGAAGAAAUACGAAGGAGAAUGGAAAAAGUCCUCAAAAGUGGGAAGUAUAAGAUGAAAGUUGGACGUCUUAUUUUCUGGGAUUUUGGUGGACAAUAUGUUUACUUAACAACACACCAGACAUUCAUGACGUUCCGAGCGUUGUUUCUUGUAGUAUUUGAUGGGAGCAAAGAUUUGCAUGAACAGGUCCUUGGUGUGAUGUGUUUUCCGGGGCAGCACAUGACGCCAACUCCAGCAGUAUUCUUGCAAUAUUGGGUCAAUUCCAUCCUGACCUAUUGUAAGAUUGUAUAUGCAGGCAUUCCAAAGAUCUUGUUUGUUGCCACUCACAAGGACAAAGUACCAAGGGAGAAUGUUGAGACACGACGUGAAGAGCUUUACAGUGGAAUUGAGGAGUUGUUUAAAGACCAUGAAGUACAGCAUCAUCUGGUCCUUAGGCCUCUAAUAUUUGUCAAUGCCAAAGAUCAAGCUGACCCAGAAAUAGAAGUUCUGAGGAAAACAAUUACAGAACUUACUUUCGACCACCCAUGUUGGGGAGAAAGGAUGCCGAAUGCUUGUGUACCACUAGAGCUCGAGAUCGCUGAAGGGAAACAAAUUAUGUCAUUAGCUGAAGUUAAAGCAUUAAAUGCCAUCAGCGAGGUUUGA
Molecule: messenger RNA, 1449 nt
Organism: Mytilus californianus (California mussel)
Lineage: Eukaryota; Metazoa; Mollusca; Bivalvia; Mytilida; Mytilidae
Exons: 8
Coding region: 79-1449 (456 amino acids)
Source: RefSeq, a predicted model, not a curated record